Arabis nemorensis is the source of this 1590-nucleotide messenger RNA. The record is from the annotation of a GenBank genome assembly. Lineage: Eukaryota; Viridiplantae; Streptophyta; Magnoliopsida; Brassicales; Brassicaceae.
AUGGGGAAAGCGAAGGCGUCGUCGAGGGUCGCGAAACGAAAAGCUGAAGUGAAGCCGUUCUCCGUGAAGAAGAAAGCUAAAUCGACGUCUCGUCGGAAGAAAUCUCAGAUCUCUCCGGUUGUUUACCGGCCAAAUCUCAAGCGCCAGAAAGAAGGAAUCUCUAACGAUUCCGUCGUUUCUAGCUCCGACUGUUUUCUCGACGUUUCAUGUGGUUCGAGCUCGUACUCGAGGAAGAGACGGAUCGACGAAGUGGAAAUUUCUGGACCGAAGCUAGAUUCGAUUGAUGAUCUGAAAUUUCGGAGAAUCACGAGAUCAUACUCUAAGUUGGUGAAUGAGAGGAAGAGAGAUGAGAUCGAAUUGAGUAAAUCGUUUUGCGUCGAAUCGGAUUCCGUUUAUGGCUUAAGGAACACAAAUCUGAACGCUGAAAUCUCAUUCACGCGAUCCGACGUGACAUUCGCCGCCGAUCAUUUCUCCGAUUGCCGGAAUUUGAGUUUCGAGUUGGAUAACGACGUCGUUUCAAGAGUGGAGUGUUGUUCGAGCUCGAAAUUCGGGAGUGUUACUGGAGGAUUUGGUAACGAAGGAAUCGAAAUCUCCAAACCGGAGCUCGAGAUCCCAAAUCUCGCUUGUACGGAGCAGUUCUCAAACAAAGAGGUCUCCGACUACUAUUACUCGGACCUCGGUUCGUCGGAUUACACUCCGUCGAUCUUUUUCGAGUCAGGCAGUGAGUUUUCUGAGAAAUCAGUGUGUGAUUCUACUCCGUCAUAUACUCAUAGUCUCUUCCUCGAGUUCAAAAAGCAGUUCCGGAGAUCGAAAAUCCCAAACGAUGCGAAACCAUCUCUUGCGGAUGAUGAACACCAAGAGAUUCUUCCUGAAUUGCGUAGCUUUGACGAUGAGGAGGUGGAAGAGAGCUAUCAGAGGUUGAGGGAAAGAGAGAGAAGCCAUGCUUAUUUGCAGGGCUAUGGUAAAGACUACUACUCUGGGAUAGACCAGAGUGAUCUCAUUCCUCAUCUACGCUUAAUCCUUGUUCAAUGGAUUGUUAAUGAAUGUACAAUAAUGGAGCUUCAGAAAGAGACAUUGUUUCUAGGAGUUAGUCUCCUCGAUCGGUUCCUGAACAAAGGAUCCUUCAAAAGCCAAAGGAGUCUACUCAUUGUUGGAAUUGCUUGCCUUACUCUAGCCACCAGAAUCGAGGAAAAGCAAUACUUCAACACUGUUCAGAGAAGGAAAUUCUACAUCCAAGACGAAAGAUUCAGCCGAAGUGAAGUUGUGGCAAUGGAAUGGUUGGUGCAAGAAGUCCUCAGCUUCAAAUGUUUCUCACCAACAAUCUACAACUUCUUAUGGUUCUAUCUCAAGGCCGCAAAAGCCAAUCCACAAGUUGAAAGCAAUGCUAAAUCUUUAGCAAUCAUGGCGCUUUCCGACCAUUCUCUACUUCGUUACUGGCCUUCUACUCUAGCUGCAACACUGGUGAUUCUUGCUUGCACACAAAACAACGACCACGAAGCUUACACAAGUGUGAUAGAGGUUCAUGUUAGGACCAAAGAUAACAACUUGCCUGAAUGUGUCAAGAGCAUGGACUGGUUGCUUGGCAAAUAA